This is a messenger RNA of Homarus americanus (American lobster), 5910 nucleotides long. RefSeq names its product neurobeachin-like. Gene Ontology annotation, biological process: intracellular protein localization. NCBI's taxonomy places the organism in Eukaryota, Metazoa, Arthropoda, Malacostraca, Decapoda, Nephropidae. The record is from RefSeq and is a predicted model, not a curated record. Gene Ontology annotation, molecular function: protein kinase binding. Gene Ontology annotation, cellular component: cytosol; membrane. The transcript has 19 exons. The coding region runs from base 1 to 2607 and encodes 868 amino acids.
AUGGCGAUGUUUGACGACGGUGGCGGCAAUGCCGGCCGCGGCGGGCGGCAGGAGAGGCAUGCUAUAGCCCGUGACACCAACACUUGGUUGCAGCAACAUCGGGCAUUAGGAGUGGGCGUGGAAGCCCCGGGGGAUCCUGCCUGUAAGCAACACGUGGUGGCACCCUCGAGUUUACUGGCACUAAGAGAGAUUUACUCGUGUCCCCUGGCACUGGCACCCGCAGGGCUGGAAGGAGUGUGGCGCGGCCAUCUUGAGCGGAUGGUGAGUGGCGGCAGGCAGGCAGCUCGCGUUCACCAGUGCGCCGCCGCCGUCAGUAGUAUUGAUCGAGCAGACUGUGACGACUCCUGGGUGGUGAAAUACUGUGAACAUGUACACGGCAAGUGGCACUUCAGUGAGGUGCGGGCCAUCUUCAGUCGACGCUACCUCCUUCAGAACACUGCCUUGGAGAUCUUCCUCGCCUCCAGGACGUCGGUGUUCUUCACGUUCCCUGACCAGGCGACCGUCAAGCGUGUGGCAAAAGCAUUGCCGCGGGUGGGCGUGGGCAUCAAGUAUGGCAUCCCUCAGACCCGCCGUGCCUCCAUGAUGUCCCCGCGCCAGCUCUUCCGGGCCUCCAACAUGACACAGAAGUGGCAGCGCAGGGAGAUAUCCAACUUCGAGUACCUAAUGUUCCUCAACACCAUCGCUGGUCGAACAUAUAAUGACCUGAACCAGUAUCCAGUGUUCCCGUGGGUGCUCACCAACUUUGACUCACAUGAACUUGAUCUCUCCCAGCCGUCCAACUAUAGAGACUUAUCAAAGCCUAUCGGUGCCCUUAAUCCCUCACGGCGGGCAUUCUUUGAGGAGCGCUACAACUCGUGGGAACAUGACCAGAUCCCUCCCUUCCACUAUGGGACUCACUACUCCACCUCAGCCUUCACCCUCAACUGGCUCAUUAGACUUGAACCCUUCACUACCAUGUUCCUAUCACUACAAGGUGGCAAAUUUGACCACCCUAACAGAAUGUUUUCUUCGGUGGCCACUGCCUGGAAGAAUUGCCAGCGAGAUACCUCUGAUGUCAAAGAACUGAUUCCUGAGUUUUACUACCUUCCUGAGAUGUUUGUCAACUGGAACCGUUAUAAACUUGGUGCAACUGAGGAAGAGGGAGUAGUGGAUGAUGUUGUACUACCACCUUGGGCAUCCUCACCAGAGGAAUUCAUUAGAAUCAACAGAAUGGCACUGGAAUCUGAAUUUGUUUCAUGUCAGUUACAUCAGUGGAUCGACCUCAUCUUUGGAUACAAGCAGCGUGGACCUGAAGCUGUGCGAGCUACUAACGUCUUUUACUACCUCACAUAUGAAGGCUCUGUAGAUUUGGAUUCCAUUCAGGACCCAGUAAUGAGAGAGGCUAUUGAAAACCAAAUUCGAAACUUUGGACAGACUCCAUCUCAGUUACUGAUGGAGCCUCACCCACCUCGCUCUUCAGCUAUGCAUUUGUCACCACUGAUGUUCUCUGGUGUAUGUGAGGACGUUUGUAUGGUGAUGAAGUUUGUGAGCAACUCCCCCAUCUGCCAUAUCUCUGCUAAUACUUAUCCCCAGCUGCCUCUCCCUUCUGUCGUUACCCUCACAAACAAUCAUCAUUUUGCAAUCAACCGCUGGAACACCAACUACUCAGUCAAUGUACAGAGUCCCAGCUAUGCUGAAGGUAGCCAGUCACCGUCCACUCUCUUGCCGCUGUCCAUGGAUCCCGUCCUACAACAAGCUGCCUCGGGCAACAGCAGUAGUCAGCAGCAGAAGCGUCACCUGGGAGACAACUUCAGUCAGAAGGUUCGCAUGAGGAGCAACUGCUUUGUAACAACUGUAGACUCUCGCUUUAUCAUUGCCUGUGGCUUCUGGGACAACAGCUUCCGUGUGUUCUCUACAGAGACAGCUAAAAUUUUCCAAAUAGUGUUUGGUCAUUACGGUGUUGUGACCUGCUUGAGCCGUAGUGAAUGCAAUAUUACCAGUGACUGUUAUGUGGCAUCUGGCUCCCACGAUUGCACUGUUCUCCUCUGGCACUGGAAUGCACGCACUCAGAUGAUCAUGGGUGAGGGUGACUCCCCAACACCCCGGGCAACACUCACAGGUCAUGAAACCGAGGUCACAGCUGUUGUCAUUUCUGCUGAGCUCGGCCUUGUUGUCUCUGGCUCUAAGGAUGGACCUGUUCUCAUCCACACCACCUCUGGGGACCUGUUGCGAUCUUUAGAGGCACCAGAAGGCUUCCUCUCCCCAGAAAAUGUUGCUCUUUCAAGAGAGGGACUAAUUGUUAUUAAUUACGAUCGAGGACAUGUAGCUGCUUAUACGAUGAAUGGAAAGAGACUUCGCCAUGAAUCUCACAAUGACAACAUUCAAUGUGUGAUCUUGAGCCGUGAUGGAGAAUACAUGAUGACUGGAGGAGAGAAAGGCAUUGUUGAGGUGUGGCGGACAUUUUCCCUCGCUUUGCUCUACGCUUUCCCAACGUGUGACUCUGCUAUUAGGUCUCUUGCACUCUCUCAUGACCAGAGAUUCCUGAUGGCUGGCUUAUCAACGGGCUCCAUUGUCGUUUUUUACAUCGACUUCAACCGCUGGCACCACGAGUUCCAGCAGCGCUAUUAACCCACUCGUUCACAUACACUAAUUGUUAAGUUGACAAGAGUGAAGCAAGAAAAGACAGACAUUGAAGUGUAAUGAAACAGUGCUUUAGAAUUUACACACAUUUUGAGAAUUAAAGCAGGCUACUUGCUUGUAGCAAGUACAAUGUAACCUGUUCUCUUUGUUUCUGGUUUUAUAUGUUUUAUAUAUAUAUAUAUAUUGAUUUCAUAUGAAAUUAAUACCUGUAUAGGCAGAGAGGUCAAGAAAUUUUUCUAAUAUUACUAAAAUACAGCUUUUAGAACUACAAUGUUAUUCAUUAAAAAUUGCCAUUUGUCAUGCUCACAAGUCUUUCUCUAACUGCUGACUUGUCAUGAGCUAAGUUGAGUUUUAUUGUAGGAUCGUAGCGCUGACUAGUAAGUGGUUAAGACAGCCAAGCUUGCACUCCUGGCAAGUAUGCAAAUUGCUUUCAUGUAUUUUUCUUUUAUGUAGCUGCCACUUUGAUUUUGUGAGCACUUGAGCUUAUACCAAGCAGAAUUUUUUUUAACACCUAGUUGCUCAUUAUGCUUUGUGAUAAUGCAAUUUUUUUUAUAGCAUUAGCUACACUUUGGGUUGCUAUGAAUCAUUAAUACUAUAUAAAUAUAUUAUGUAACAGAAAUGUGGGAUUUGAUGUUAUUUCUAAAUAUAGUAUAUUUAAACCUGACUUCGAUACUGAGUUGUUGUUUUAUAUUUGGUUUUUGUAGUUAAUUUUCACAUAUUCACUGUAAGAUCACAUAGUAGCAUACUAGGCUCUGUAGUUAUCACACCAAAUUGUUAAUGAUUUAUGUGAUUUGUUUGAGAGCCUUUGAAAUGGGGAUUUGAAUUCUGUGACCACCAUUGCUGUUAUAUUUUUGGUCAGUGUCACUCCUCAUUUAUGGAUAUGAGAAAUUUGAGUAAAUUUCUUACUCUUGUAAUGUAUAAGCAGUACAGUAUAUAAAUAUAUAUAAAUCUAUAUAUAUAUAAUAUAUGUGAAAGAGUAGUAAUGACAGUCUUUUGAGAUGAUAGAUAUGAUUACUGAUUCAAGAGCCUAAUAUGUAAUCCAGUAAAGCUUAUUUUUCUGUAGUUGUAGGAAAAUAAGUGGUCUUUGAAGCGAGUACAAGACUCGUCCUUGCCAGUCUUGUAAUAUAUUGUGAACCAGUGGCAAAGGUUCAUUAAGGCAUUUGUUUACGGCAAUAAUUACGAAAGCCCAGGUGUUGCUUCUAGUCAGGUGUCGCUGUGCCAAAAAGGGGUCAGUCUUUUUCUAUAGGAAAUAUCUUAAUAUUAAAAAUAGUAAUUGAACUUAAAACUGUACCAAGAAUAUUGAUAAGCAGUUUGACUAUGAACCUGAUCAGAAUCCAGUUGUGGUACUUGUUGAUAGUAUAAAAACCGUUUAUAGGCCUUGUUACUUUCUAAACAUUGUGGGAACUUAAAGAACAAGCAAACAGUGAGGGGGUCUCACACCUCUCAACACCCUCAUUCUUCAAGUUGACUAAAGAACAGCGGCAUGAAAACUGCCUUGAGUAAUGAAAUGAAUCCGAAUCACUUCACAUUUUUACGGAGACAAUUGGUACUAUUUGUAUAUUGUGGAAUCAGGAUUACAAACUAUAGUUUAAGUGUGUCAGCUUGUAUUUUUAAUAAUUUUAUUUUUUCUGAAUAUGAUGCAUGAUGGAAAUAUAUAGGGAGUGAUUAUCUUGUGGACUGCAUUUGUGAUGGAUAUUUCUUAAAUAUGGUUGAGAUUUCCUACGCACUUUUAGUUUAGCAUGGAAGAGAUAGGUACACAGGUAGAUUAAGUUAAUCAAAAAUAUAAUUGAUAAAUGUUUGCAUUGUAGCAAAAUUUGGGAAACAUUUCUUACACUAAACUAUAGCUAUCUGUACAGUAAGCAUUUUGUGCAUUUGCAGCUUAAGUAUAAUUUCUCCCUUCUAAGACAGAAGGUUUUAUCCUACAAAUUUUUUAUUCUCAGAUUUAUAUGAAUUAUAAAGAUGGGUUUACUGUAGAAAUCACAGCUCAAGACCCCCACUCCCCCGGCAAGCUUGGCACUGAAACUAACGGACCAUUCCCUCCAUCAGUUGUGUUUGUGAUAGCUGCUCAGAACGUUGUAUAUAGUGAUUACCAAGCUCACUGUCCAUGUAAUAUAAAGCAAAUGUUCCACAAAUGAGGACACGUCUCUUUCUAGUGGUUAUCAUGUGCUUGAGUGACUUGUAUACAUUAAGGAACUGCAUCUGGCACUAAUUUUAAAUUACUGCCACACUGCAGUCAUGUUGUUUGAUAUGAAUAUUUAGAAUUAGCUUAUCAUUAUUUUGGCAAAAGUUAAACUAUUGAUCGUACACUUACCAUUGUCAGUUUUUUACAGAUUUGUCACGGUACACCUUUUUCCAUGUAAAUGGAUGUGCACUUGGAGAAAUACCUGACUAUUUACCUAAUUGAUUGUGGCAAUUUUGCUAUUUUCAUUUACUUAGCGAGCCUUGAUUUUUGCUUUGGUAGUUGAAUGCAGUGGCAUUUUAUUUUUUAUUUGAUCUUUUUUUAUCUUUUUUGCUUGUUUGGGCUCUGUGUCAUUGGUGAUUAACAAAGCCUGCAUUUUUAGGGGUCAGGAUUUGUUAACCUUCAAUUACAGCCCAAAAAUUGUACUGCAAGAGUGUUGGUGAUUACUGUCCAAGGUCUGUAGACUUGUAAAGGCUAUUAUGAGAAGAGAUAGGCUGAAUAUUUUGUUUGGACUAGUACUGUGUCCAGUGUUAGGGUUAAGGUGGCUAGUAUGAUUUUUAUGAAGGUUUUAUUCAGUCACUAUUACCUAGUGAUUUAAUGUAUAAAGUAUUAUUAUCAUUAUCUAUGGGAUGUUGUCAGUUUUGGGUAUAACUCGGCUUUCAGUGCAAAAUCAGGUUUUAUUACCAUAAAAAAAUGUCACUUUUCCUUUUAUGAAACUUCACAUGGCAUAUAACUGGUAUGAUGGUCAAGUCUCAUAACAGCAACGUCAGUUUCUUCAAGAAAAUAUCGAUAAAUUCACAUUACCAUCAACUUGUUGGAUGUCGGAUCCAUUUACAUAUUGUACUUGGGCUAAUGCAUCAACAUAUUCACCAUAAUUUGUAAAAUGUAAUGAAUACAUGAUUGACCUGGUAUUUUGCCUAUUUUGAUAAUUAUAGUAAUUGGUUAUUAAAUAUCUGGGAGAAAGCAUUAGCUGGAAUAUGUCAAGCUUCUGAUCUUAGUUGCUGUUGAUCUUUGACAGUCAUAACCACAAACUGCCAGUCUGACCAUCCUUCCUCACUCUUCAUUGUUAAAGUUAGUGUACGUAGAAUGGCCAAUAAAGGAAAUUACUAUAA